AUGGCGGCGGCGUCGACGCAUCUUGUUGCGGUGGCGGUGGUGCUCGCGGCGCUGGUGGGCGGCGCAUGGUGCGGUCCGCCCAAGGUUCCCCCGGGCAAGAACAUCUCGGCAGACUGCGACGGCAAGUGGCUGGAGGCCAAGGCGACAUGGUACGGCAAGCCGACAGGCGCGGGGCCCGACGACAACGGUGGCGCCUGCGGGUACAAGGAGGUGAACAAGGCUCCCUUCAACGGCAUGGGGGCGUGCGGCAACUCGCCCAUCUUCAAGGACGGCCUCGGCUGCGGCUCCUGCUACGAGAUCAAGUGCGACAAGCCCGCCGAGUGCUCGGGCGAGCCCAUCAUCGUCUACAUCACCGACAUGAACUACGAGCCCAUCGCCGCCUACCAUUUUGACCUGGCCGGCACGGCCUUUGGAGCCAUGGCCAAGAAGGGGGAGGAGGAGAAGCUGCGCAAGGCGGGCAUCAUCGACAUGCAGUUCCGCCGCGUCAAGUGCAAGUACCCGGCCGACACCAAGAUUGCCUUCCACGUCGAGAAGGGCUGCAACCCCAACUACCUGGCGCUGCUCGUCAAGUACGCCGCCGGCGACGGCGACAUCGUCGGCGUCGACAUGAAGGAGAAGGGCGCCAAAGAGUACCAGUCCCUGAAGCACUCUUGGGGCGCCAUCUGGAGGAUGGAAGCCCCCAAGCCGAUCAAGGGCCCCAUCUCCAUCCGCAUCACCAGCGAGGGAGGCAAAACGCUCGAACAGGAGGAUGUCAUCCCCGAAGGCUGGAAGCCCGACACCCUCUACCCCUCCAAGCUCCAGUUCUGA
Panicum hallii is the source of this 807-nucleotide messenger RNA. Its product is annotated as expansin-B11-like. Lineage: Eukaryota; Viridiplantae; Streptophyta; Magnoliopsida; Poales; Poaceae. Gene Ontology annotation, cellular component: extracellular region. The record is from RefSeq and is a predicted model, not a curated record. Gene Ontology annotation, biological process: sexual reproduction. Bases 1 to 807 code for a protein of 268 amino acids. The transcript has a single exon.